Haliotis rubra (blacklip abalone) is the source of this 2512-nucleotide messenger RNA. RefSeq names its product zinc finger protein 512-like. The record is from RefSeq and is a predicted model, not a curated record. The transcript is spliced from 8 exons. NCBI's taxonomy places the organism in Eukaryota, Metazoa, Mollusca, Gastropoda, Lepetellida, Haliotidae. Bases 1268 to 2416 code for a protein of 382 amino acids.
CGCGUGAUUUCAUCGCACCUGCGAGACAGUUUUGGAGGGGUUUGUGUAUUUGUCGAAGUCUGUGGGUUCUUGGUUCGAAUCCCGAGAAUUUCAACACAAAAGAGCAGGGAACAUGUUCCUAUAGAAGCAUCACAAUGGUUCGGAGGACCCCAAGAUCAGGGAAAAUUAAAAAGGACACAUCAGCAGAAAUAAAUGAUGACUCUUUUGAAAAAAAUAAAAAGGGGAAAGAAAGACCCUCUAAAGUAGUGGACCAAAGCCAAGACGAAGUGCUGAAGUUUCCAUAUCACCAAUUAAAAUUCCUGCAGCUGAAAAAGAUAAAGAGGUUGAGAGUGACCCUCCAGAUGAAGAGGCGGCUGAUUCGCCUCGAAGAGAUGGUGGUCCUUCAAAAGAGGACCUUCUUUCGUCUCUCGCUCUCUCAGACAAGAAAAAGCUGAAAGCGAAAGAGGCGGAAGAAAAUCAAGUCCCCAAAAUACGUUCUUCCAAGAGAACGCGUGUGCCCAAUGUCAGACUGGAAGACCAAGAAAGUGUUGAUUCGAAUACGAAGAAAAGAAAUGUUAAAGAUGGAAGCAGCACAGUUGGAAAAGACAAGAGUAAUCCUAGUGUUAAAAAAGCUGAAGUAUCCGACAGACAGAAACCUGCAUAUAUUUGUGACUUUGAUGAUGGUGUGGGUGAAGAAUCAGUGAAGGAUAAAUCUGAGAAACAUCAAUCAAGAGAUGGAUCCCCGAAUGAUAAGAACACUCAUGACAGUGAGGAUGUGACAUCACAAUUAAAGAAAGGGAAAGACUCUAAAACUGCAUCAAAAACAAAGGGACAUAACUCUGUUGAGGUGAAGGAUAACAGUGUAAGUGAUUCAAAUACUUUGAAUACAUCAAGAGGAAAAUUAAAAGGAAAUGUUGACACAGACAAGGAAGAAGAAUUAUUGGAUGAAUCAUUUGACGCAACAACGUUGCCCACAUCAACUCCAUUACCCAGUCGAGGUAGAGGUCGAUCCCGGGGCCGAGGUCAGCCCAGGGGCAGUAGAGGAAGAGGUAGACAUGCUUCACAGCAAGAGAGAAGUGAUGAUAAAAAUAAUUCCUCUCGACAUAACAACUCACUAGAAGAGGACAGUAGUAUACCCUUAAGAACAAGCUCAAGGAGAAGAAAAGCCAAGAAAUAUAGUGAUGACAUUGACUUAGGCUCGGACAAUGAAGAUGACAGUGAUUGUAGUGAUGAUAGUAAGACAAAGGAAACUACAAGAAGAACAGUAAGUGUAAGUGAUGAGGAGAGUAUGAUGAACGAUUCCACCCAGGGACGUAAAGCUAAGGGCAGAGGGAAGAAACAAAGUUUAGAAGAAUCUUCUGAAGUAGAAAAUGCCCCUGUAGCAAAAAGAGGCCGACCAAAGAGAAGUUUGGAAGAAUCUUCUGAAGUCGAGUAUGCCCCUGUAGCUAAAAGAGGCCGACCAAAGCGAAGUUUGGAUAAAUCUUCAGAAGUGGACUAUACCCCUGUAGCUAAAAGAGGCCGACCAAAGCGAAGUUUGGAUGAAUCAUCUGACGUGGAAUAUACUCCUGUGGCUAAAAGAGGCCGACCAAAGCGAAGUUUGGAUAAAUCUUCUGAAGUCGAGUAUACCCCUGCAGCUAAAAGAGGCAGACCAAAGCGAAGUUUGGAUGAAUCAUCUGAUGUGGAAUAUACUGCUGUGGCUAAAAGAGGCCGACCGAAGCGAAGUUUGGAUGAAUCUUCGGAAGUGGAAUGUACCCCAGUGGCUAAAAAAGGGCGACCAAGAAAAACUCCUGUCGUUCGAAUGAAGUCUCCUGAAAUUGCGGCAUCAACUAUGUGCAUGAGAUGUGACAAGGAUCUGACAACUCUGGCCGGACUCAAGUUCCACCUCAUGACAGUACACCAAGCACUGUGGGCCAAGGAUUGUCCUGAAGGAAUGACGGAUACAGCUGCUCUGAAGAGGAUCAUGAAGGCCCAGGGCAAGCUGGUGUGUCAGCAGUGUAAGAAGGAGCUGAGAUACUACCACUACUACGUCCAUCACAUCAAGUGGUGUGGCAGAGAGGAGGAGCGCACGGUAUGUGAGGUGUGUGGGCGGUCCCAGAAGUCCAUGUGGUACCACGCCCACCUGGUGUAUCACAAGAAGAGGGACAACGAUGAGGAGAAAUUCAAGCAGCUAGAACAGCAGGAAAAAGAAGAGAUUGGAGACGAGGAUCUCAACAAGAUGGGAAAGACGAAACGUAAAUCAGCCAAAAAAGCCAUGCAGACUCUUGCUGAGAUCGGAGCAGAUGAGAAUAAGACAUCGCGGUUUGGUAGGAGGAAAGGAGACUCAGAAGAUGACUACAGUGGAACAGACGACAGUGAUGUUGACCGAGAUUUUCAAGGCAGCAGUGAUGAGAUGAUGAUGGUGAUCAUGAAAUUGAAGAUGUUGAAGGUCUUAAUGUAAAAGAUAAAGUGAAACUGAAGAAAUUCCACAGAGACUUUACAGCCUCAAAACCCUACUUCACCGAUCACCCAGACUUCUUCCCUGAAAUACUGGCAG